Messenger RNA from Polychytrium aggregatum, 1580 nucleotides. RefSeq lists its product as uncharacterized. The record is from RefSeq and is a predicted model, not a curated record. The transcript has 2 exons. Lineage: Eukaryota; Fungi; Chytridiomycota; Chytridiomycetes; Polychytriales. The coding region runs from base 55 to 1281 and encodes 408 amino acids.
CUUUCAUCACAGUCGCAAGAGAUAUGUACCUUUCUGGGGCACUAUCCUUGCGAUAUGAACCACCUGGUCGCGCACGAUAUGGGCACUCUUCGGGUCAUGAACCACGUCCGGCCGGCAGUGAUGACGCUCGGCCAUGACUCCUCUCGACCACCAGCACUGGCCGUUGGUCCAUCCAGAGACGCGCCGUAUCCGAAACGGCUUGGUCGGCCCUCUUCAUCAGUCUUCCUAUCUGUGGCCUCACCAACGAGCCUGCCGUAUCAACACCACCAAAAUCUGCAGCAUUUGCAAACCCUCCAAGUCCACCAAGUGCAGCAGCGGCAACAGUGCCUCCAGAAUCAGAUGCGACAGCAGCAGCAGCAGCAGCAGCAGCAGCAGCAGCAGCAGCAGCAGCAGCAGCAGCAGCAGCAACUUCACCAUAUCCAACAGAUCCAGCAGCCGCAACUGGCCCCGCAAGCCAUGCAACAGGCACAGCAGCGACUGCCAACACAAAUGCAGCCGCAUCCCUCGUUCGUGGUUCAUCCGAGUCUCGGCUUGCUCACACCAUCGUUCCCGCGGGGAAUCGACUUGGGUCCGACGCUCUGUCGCCCCCUCGGACCUAUGCCAAUGCCAAUGCCGAUACCGAUGCCGAUGCCGAUGCCGAUGCCGAUGCCGAUGUCGAUACCGAUGCCAAUGCCAGUAUCAGCGUCAGCGACGGUACCUGUGCCAGUGCCGAUGCCGGCGUUGCCGCAUUCCACACCCACCUCAUCGUUGACAGGAGCACUAGGCCCGGGGGACUCAUCCGGUCUAUCCUGCUUCACCAUCGGCAGCGUCACGGGCUGCACGGCCGCCAUGAGCUCUGGAUCUGGAUCUGGAUCUGGGUCGGAGUCUAUCUCUGAAGCACAUAGCGGCAGUCAGUCUGGUUCGCAGCAAGACUCGGCCUAUGGCGGCAGUGCGGGACCGGGACCGGACUCGCCAAGGGACGGCGAGACAGCGAGGAAAAGGGUCAAGAAAGCACUCAAAUCCGAAGGCGUCCCUUACGCCUGCAACUUCAGCCAGUGCACAAAGACCUACACGACUAUUGGAGGGCUCAGAUAUCACCUCAAGACUGUCCACCAGCUCUCGUCUCUGCGACAACGCAAGAAUGGGUCGCGCGAGGAGCUCUACGCCCCCUCCGAGGAGGACCUGAGCGGCAAGACUGUUUUCGUCCGCCCGGUCUUCAGCUGCGAUAUCUGCCACAAGCACUACACCAGCUCCAGCGGCUUGCGAUACCAUAAGCUUCACUCGAGCCACACGAAGGACUAGUAUUGCGCUGGAGCGAGGUGUGAUCCAGCUAUGAGAUAUUUGCGACCUCAUUGCCGGUGCUCCUCUCGACCAAAGCAUGGUGGAUUGAGCGUCACCACCUUUCCCUCUCAACAAAUACACUGCUUGAACCCCUUCUCACUGUAUCUAAUCCACCUUCAUGCAGUCAAAUCACUCCUGACUCACCUGCCUUUGGAAACAACCAGCGUUCGCAUCGACUGUGCUGCUCGCCUGCACUCGGCAUUAUUCGGCAUCGCAUUGCCUCCCCCUCUUUAUAUCACCUACUCCUUCGUAAUACACGC